Penicillium brevicompactum is the source of this 960-nucleotide messenger RNA. Its product is annotated as glycosyltransferase family 8 protein. The record is from RefSeq and is a predicted model, not a curated record. Gene Ontology annotation, molecular function: glycosyltransferase activity. The transcript has 3 exons. Lineage: Eukaryota; Fungi; Ascomycota; Eurotiomycetes; Eurotiales; Aspergillaceae. The coding region runs from base 1 to 960 and encodes 319 amino acids.
AUGGCUCAAAAAAAGCAACCCCCCAAGCGGAUCUGGGCAUCCCUAAUAACAAACCUCUCAUACCUCCCGGGCCUCCUAACCCUCCACCACUCCCUAAACAACCCCACCCCAGACCCCAAAGCCGACCCCACUGCAAGCCAAGGCACGAAAUACCCAUUCGUAGCCCUCUACACCUCAACCUUCCCAGCCGAAGGCCUCAAAAUCCUCGAAGCACGCGGUAUAACAGCCCAACUAGUUCCCUCCGUGACACCAGCCAUCACGAGGAAGUACGCGCAAGACCCCCGGUUCGCGGAAACAUGGCACAAGCUCGUCGUCUUCUCUCUUGAAGAGUACGAGCGCGUCGUCCUACUAGACGGUGACAUCAUCGUCCGUCGGAAUAUGGAUGAGCUUAUGGAUCUACCGCUGGAAAAAGGACCACUUGCAGCGGCGCAUGUUUGCGCUUGUAAUCCGAUGAAGAAGGCGCAUUACCCCGCGAACUGGAAACCCGAGAACUGCGCCUACACAACGCAGCACUCGACAUCCUCAACGGCGCAAACUACAGCGCCGACUCCCUCGUCCGGAGUCGGGAUGCUCAAUAGCGGGGUUCUGGUAGUGCAGCCGUCAGCGCAGAGCUAUAGCGAGAUUACAGCUGCGUUACAAGAGACUGAGCGGAUUGAGAAGUACAUAUUCCCAGACCAGGAUUUGUUAUCUGAUGUGUUUCUGGGGCGGUGGGUAUCGCUACCGUAUGUGUAUAAUGCGUUGAAGACGUUGCGGAUAGAGGGGGUGCAUGAUGCGAUUUGGAGAGAUGAGGAGGUGAAGGCUGUACAUUAUAUUUUUGCUACGAAGCCGUGGCAUGAGACGCAGCGGGAGGGGGAUACGGAAGGACUUGAUGAGACGGGGGUUUGGUGGUGGAGGGCUAAUUGGGAGAGGAUGGGGAGGGAAGGGAAGGCUGGGAUUGAGGAUCAGUUUUCUCGGGGUUGA